CCGGUUUUACCCCGAAACUGAGCCCAACCGGCCACGCUCUCCCCUAGUUUAGCGCGAGGGUUUAAGUUCAUCGCCGCACAAAAAUCAGAUCCCGAGGCCGAGAAAUCACAAAUGGAUACAGAGAAAACAAACCCUAACACUCUCCAAGUAGAAGAAGACGAUGACCCUCCAAUGUUAAGCCCUCAAGCAAUUGAAGCACUCAGAGAGCUACUCGCGGAGCAGAAUCGCACAAUCGACACUGAUUCCGGUGCCACCGCCGUCUCCGGUGGAGACGUGGCGUUGGUGACGGAGGAUUGGCGGCUCAGCCAGUUCUGGUACGACCGCGAAACUGCCGAGACCGUUGCGAAAGAAGUCCACGCUCUUUGCUCGUCUAUUGAUUCGCCUUCUGUGGCGUGUCUUGCUUGUCCUACUUUAUAUGUUUACCUCAAGAAACUUCAUCCUAAUAUACCCGUGCAACUUCUAGAGUAUGACAAACGUUUUGAGAAGUAUGGAAGCGAGUUCACCUUUUAUGACUACAAUGAACCAGAAGAGCUCCCAUCUUCACUGAAGCAUGCAUGUCAAAUUGUGGUUGCAGAUCCUCCUUACCUGAGCAAAGAAUGCCUGGACAAGGUUGCUCAGACAAUAGCUUUUCUUGCGCACCCUGGAGACUUUCACCUUCUGCUUCUCACUGGUCAGGUGCAAAAGGACAGGGCAGCUGAACUCUUGGGCUUGCGCCCUUGCCAAUUUCGGCCUCAGCACUCCAGCAAACUUGGUAAUGAGUUUAGGCUGUUCACAAAUUAUGACCCUGGUAUGAGGUUAGGAGGAUGGGAAGAAGAACAGUAGGUGGCUGUGUGCAUAUGUUCCAGUAUCAACAGCCAUGAGCCAGCUCAAAAAGUUCUAUGCAGAGCAAGAUCUGUUAUCUGUUAGACUAGUUCGUGUGGCGUCACAGCAUUUCUGUGGCUUUUUCUAUCAAACCUUCCUUGUAACCCCCACCCCCGACCCCGGAGAGAAAAGAAAAAGAAGAGUAUUUACUCCUGUUGUGACGGUGUAUACGGAUCGGUUUAUGCUACAGUAUCCUGAUUCCCGUGAGUUGCAAUAUGACAUCUCUUAAUUCCAAAAGUUGAACUCGGAAUGCUGCCA
Molecule: messenger RNA, 1119 nt
Organism: Daucus carota subsp. sativus
Lineage: Eukaryota; Viridiplantae; Streptophyta; Magnoliopsida; Apiales; Apiaceae
Exons: 4
Coding region: 112-822 (236 amino acids)
Molecular function (GO): protein-lysine N-methyltransferase activity
Source: RefSeq, a predicted model, not a curated record